CUUACCACAGCCAUUUAAUCUGGCGCGUCCAGCCAGCGCGUCAUACGGGAAGGGGGGCUAGGCGUGGAACUUGGCAAAGUGCUGCAAGCAAACGUUGCUGCUGCGUUUGACUUUCCCCAUUCCUCUUAACUCACCACCACCCCACACCAUGUCCCCCGCGCCCCCCGUGUUCAAGAUCGCGCCCGGCAUCCAGGCGUACGACUGGGGCAAGAAGGGCCACUCGAGCCUCGCGGCGCAGUUUGCCCUCGAGUCGGUGCCCGACUUUGAGAUUGACGAGGGCAAGAGCUAUGCCGAGCUCUGGAUGGGAACCCACACCACCCUCCCUUCGCGCGUCUCCACCACGGCCCUCCUCUCCGACCACCUGCGCCAGCACCCCGAGUUCAUCGGCGCAAAGGUCGCCGCGCGCUUCCCCGACGAGGCGGCUGUUGGCCAGCUGCCCUUCCUCUUCAAGGUGCUCUCUAUCGGCACUGCGCUGAGCAUCCAGGCGCACCCUGAUAAGGCGCUGGCGAAGCAGUUGCAUGCGGAGCGGCCAAACGUGUACAAGGACCCAAACCACAAGCCCGAGAUGGCGGUCGCGCUGACCGACUUCCGCGGCUUCCUCAACUUCCUCCCCACCCCCGCCAUCGUGGAGCACCUGCGCAGCGUGCCCGAGCUCGCUGGGCUCAUCCGGCCCGAGGCGAUCCAGCAGCUCGACAGCGUCAGCGGCACGCAGGACCCCGUGAACGCUGCGCAGAAGACCGCCCUCAAGGCCGUCUUUGGCGACCUCAUGGCCGCGCCAGAGGCCAAGUACCGCCCUGCCGUAGAGGCGCUCAUCGCGCGCUACAAGUCGGGCAAGGUCGCCGCGAGCGAGAAGCCGAUCGCCGAGCUGGCUAUCCAGCUCGACGCCGACUUCCCCGGCGACGUCGGCGUGCUCUGCGUCUUCUUGCUCAACGUCGUCGACCUCAAGCCUGGAGAGGCCAUCUUCCUGGGCGCUGACGUGCCGCACGCGUACAUCUCUGGUGACAUCAUGGAGUGCAUGGCCCAGUCGGACAACGUCGUUCGCGCCGGCCUCACCCCCAAGCUCCGCGACGUGCCGACCCUCAUCGAGAUGCUCACGUACGAGGCCGGCCCGGCAGACAAGCAGGUGCUCCACGCCGUCGAGUUCAACCGCGACCCCGCGACCAAGAUCUACGACCCGCCCAUUGACGAGUUCAGCGUGCUGCGCACCCACCUGGCCAAGGACGAGGUGACGACGCACCGCCCUAUCGACGGCCCGUCGAUUGGCAUCGUGACCAACGGCGAGGCGGUCGUGUCGUGGGGCUUUGAGGAGGAGCUGAUUGUGACUCGUGGCGAUGUGUUUUUCCUUGCCGCUGGGCACGAGUACAAGUGGCAGGCGAGGAAGGACAGCGAGAUCUUCCGCGCGUUUGUCGAGGCGGCGUAACGAGACACGAGCGGCGUCAGCCGCGAGUGGAGCGGGCCGAUAUAGUGUAUAGAUGCAGGACAUUAGGCAUGG
Vanrija pseudolonga is the source of this 1492-nucleotide messenger RNA. It is a transcript of the gene MAN1, whose product is annotated as Mannose-6-phosphate isomerase. Gene Ontology annotation, cellular component: cytosol. Gene Ontology annotation, biological process: carbohydrate metabolic process; GDP-mannose biosynthetic process. The record is from RefSeq and is a predicted model, not a curated record. The transcript has 4 exons. Lineage: Eukaryota; Fungi; Basidiomycota; Tremellomycetes; Trichosporonales; Trichosporonaceae. Bases 149 to 1420 code for a protein of 423 amino acids. Gene Ontology annotation, molecular function: zinc ion binding; mannose-6-phosphate isomerase activity.